Molecule: messenger RNA, 762 nt
Organism: Cuscuta campestris
Lineage: Eukaryota; Viridiplantae; Streptophyta; Magnoliopsida; Solanales; Convolvulaceae
Source: the annotation of a GenBank genome assembly
AGUUCUCAAGAGGAGAAGGAUUCAGGUGGCAUGCGUGCAAGAAACCAGGCGGGUGGGCACUAAGGCGCGAGAGGUUGAUGGUUUCAAACUGUGGUAUUCAGGUUCAGCUAGGGGAAUGAAUGGAGUCGGCAUUCUGGUGGCGCCGGAGCUGCGGGAGUUUGUGGUGGAGGUGAAGAGGAUUAGUGAUCAUCUAAUGUUUAUCAAGUUGGUUUUGGGUGGCUGUGCGAUCAAUGCCGUGAGUGCUUACGCCCCGCAUGUUGGCCUGGCAGACGAAGUAAAGAGGGAGUUUUGGGACGCCUUGGAUGGGGUGGUUGUUGGUUUUCCACUGACUGAAAAAGUCGUCAUUGGAGGCGACUUCAAUGGCCAUAUUGGAGAUUCGGUCGAUGGCUUCGAGGACGUGCAUGGUGGUUUUGGCUUUGGCAGCAGGAACCCAGCGGGAGUUUCACUCUUGGAGUUUGCCAGAGCGAGUGAUUUCGUGGUUGCUAACUCGUGUUUCCCUAAACGAGACGACCAUUUGGCUACAUUUGUUAGUGGAGUGGGGACGACACAGAUCGACUAUCUUUUCUUGCGCAGGUGUGAUCGGGUGCUCUGCAAGGAUGCUAAAGUAAUUCCGAGUGAAAACGUCACUACCCAACACAAGCUUCUCGUGAUGGAUGUUAUGAUCAGGUGGGAGAAACAUAGGAGAGCUUUGAGUGGCAACACACAAAUCAGGUGGAGGAGACUAAGUGCGGAGAACAUCGCUGAGUUGACCAGGCGAGUGCA